This is a messenger RNA of Debaryomyces hansenii CBS767, 1149 nucleotides long. RefSeq lists its product as uncharacterized. The coding region runs from base 1 to 1149 and encodes 382 amino acids. NCBI's taxonomy places the organism in Eukaryota, Fungi, Ascomycota, Pichiomycetes, Serinales, Debaryomycetaceae. The record is from RefSeq and is a predicted model, not a curated record. The transcript has a single exon.
AUGAGAUUAAUUGGUCCAAGUUUCAAAUUAACGAUAAGAAAUUUUUCCUUCUGUCGUCCAUUAUCAGGGAUUUAUACGAAAACCUCCAUAAAUCCAGUCAAUUUUCAACUUUCACCACCAACCAAAUUUGCUCCCAAAUCAUUACUUUUGUUAUCUACGCCAUCUUUGCUUACACAACUGAUAGAGGAGUCAAUUCAUUUAUAUCAAGAUAAUGGAAUACAAGUUAUAGCUGCUGGAAUAGAUUGUAUGAUUCCCAAUUCUCAUCGUCAUGGUGUUUCUGAAAUGUGGCUUGACAAAUACAUUGAAAUCAAUGAUUCGGUAAAAUUAGAAGAGAGAGACGAUAUAAACAACCAACCAAAGGAAAGGGAUGGGGUACAUGUGGUUAAGGCCAGCAAAAACUGGAAAAAUAUUGAUUCUAAGUUUUCAAUCAGUAUACAUCCAGAUUUGAAGAUUGAUUUAAACCUUGCAAAUACAAUUUUUUCGACUACGAAUUUAGUGACAUUAUUUUAUUUCCAGCCAAGCCACUUGGGUGAACAAAGUAAUUCAGGUCAAACAUUAUGUGAUUUAAGAGUGACAUUGCCUGCUGAUUUGUUUAAGGAAUCUCCAAAAAUCGAAUCAAAAGAUAAGUGGACGCAAUUGCAUGAUUCGAACUCUGAGCCAUUAAUUAUAACAAGCUGUACUGGUAACUUAGUGAAAUUAAUCAAUAAAAAGUCUGCUGCUGGAUUUUUGGAACAAAAUGAUCGCUUAAUGAGUAUCGGUUCUAAAGACACCCAAGUAUUCGUUAAAAUAUAUAAAAAAGGUCUGAACAUUGCACAACGUUUUAAGGUAAUUGCAGGAGGUGGUGAAUGGGGAACUAAAGCCAAUAUACUUGCCAUUUCACCUGAGGCUGAACUAGACGUGGGUGAUAGAAUUGAGUUUUUUAUGUUGACUCCAGAAGAUAGAUUUUCUACUACAGCCAAAUUUGAUGAUGCCUCAUUAUCGCAUAAGCUUACCUUUGAAUGUUCUUAUGAAGAACGCUCCUAUGGGCUUAACAAUAACGAUGAUACAGUUGUCAUGGAAAACGUAUUUGGCUGUGGAUCAGAAAAUGGAUUCAUGUAUAAUAAUAUUCAACACGUAUCUGCCGGGGAAAGUAUAUCCAUAUCAUUAUAA